AUGUUUGUGAAUAUGAAUGAGGAGUUUGGGGAUACUAUAAUAAGUUCUGAUCAGUUGCUUUCGCUUGGGCUUCGGGGGCUUCGUAAUAUAGGUAACACUUGUUACAUGAAUGCCGCUCUACAAGCUUUAUCUAAUUGUCCACAUUUAACAGAAUUCUUCCUCGAGUGCCAUGACGUCCUUGAUCCAAAUCGAAGGCUUGUGUUAUUUAAUCAUUAUUGUACACUUCUCUCUGAAUUUUGGGGCAAUGAAAGACCACGCUGUUUCACUGCAAACACAAUUUUAGAUGCUUUCUGUAUUGUGCACCCAAUGUUCAGAGGUUAUGCACAACAAGAUGCUCAAGAAUUCCUUAGACUAUUUUUAGUUCAACUGCACGAGGAACUAAAACAUUCAAAACUUUCAAGUCCCAGUAAAAGAGGCAUCAAGCAAACAGCAACAACAAAUACUGGUCCAUCAGAUAAUAGCAACAAUAGCAUAAUUACCGAUGUCUUUCAAGGUACACUAGUUAGUUCUGUCCGUUGCCUUUCAUGCAGCCGGCUUUCUAACCGAGAAGAAUCAUUCAUGGACUUAUCCCUUUCCCUUACUAAACCAACUGUACAAACAUAUUCAUCCUCUUCUUCCAUUAAUCAAUCAACAAACUCCUCUUUAAUGAAUGGUUCCGUAACUACAGGUUCAAGAGUAAAGAAUUUCUCAAUAUGUCCAAAAUUAUCUAAUGAUUUACAACAAACGCAAUCAUCAAAUUCAUUAAAUAAAAAAUAUUCUACACUUGAUCGAUCGAAGAGGAGAAAAUCAUUUUCAUCUGUCACAACAAUUGUUGAUCGUCUAGUGACGGGUAUUCCUUGGUUAUUGACUAUGCUUUUAACAUUAACUCAUAUAUUUUUAUCCUAUGUACAAAACUUUAUACCUUCACCUAAACGUUGGAUAAAUAAAUGGUCUACUCUUACACUUGAAGAUUGUUUAUCUCAUUAUUUUUCUGAAGCAGAAUUAGUUGGUGAAAAUGGAUAUUUCUGUGGAAGAUGUAAUCAACGGUGUAAUGGUUUAAAACAGUUUAGGCUUGUCGCCUUACCGGAAAUUCUUACACUUCACUUGAAACGAUUCAGUAGUAAUCAUUUGUAUUCAUCGAAAUUAUCAUCUCCAGUAAAUUUCCCAUUGAAAAAUUUAGAUCUUUCACCGUUUCUUCAUCGUGAUUGUACAGAUAAGAUUACAACUUAUGAUUUAAUUGGUGUUAUUUGUCAUUAUGGUGGUUGUGGCGGUGGUCAUUAUACAACUUGUGCAUAUAAUCCAUCCACUGAGCAUUGGUAUGAAUUCAAUGAUGAACAUGUUCGAAAAUUAGAUACUGAACAAGUGGAAUCAUUGAAAAGUUCCGCAUAUAUUUUAUUUUAUCGAAAACGUGACACACAUUUGGAACCAUUACGUCAUUCUUGGCAAUUAACACCACCGGGUAAAAUGUGUUAUAUUAGUAAACCUUGGGUUGUUCGGUUUUGGACAUGGGCUGAACCAGGUCCAAUAACAUCGGAAUUUCUCUGUGAACAUGGUUAUUUUCGACCAGAAUUAUGGAGUAUGCGUAAUUCAUUAACUGUAUCCAUUCCGGAAAGUAUUUGGUCUAAUCUAUAUGAAAUAUUCGGUGGUCAUGAAAUUAUUCGUGAAUUAAUCCCGUGUGAUAAUUGUUCUGAUGUUAUUUCUAAACGACAGAAAUAUGAAUUAUCAGAAAUUAUGAGGGUUAGUUCAUCGAUCACUCCAUCGUCUACAUCUUAUGCUAUCAGUAAAAAAUGGUUAGAUAUGUGGUUACAAUUUGUCAAAGGCCAAAUAUGGGAAGCUCCUGGUCCAAUUGACAAUUCUGAUAUUAUGCCAUGCAGUAAUAAUAAAUCUCUUUAUUCUUAUCCUCAUAAUGGAUCAAUGAAUUGUUCCAAUCGACGAUCAUUAACAAUUCCACUUGGUAAUUAUGAAUGUAUAUCAUCUGAAGUAUGGAGUCUUUUAUUUAAUAUUUAUGGUGGUGGUCCAACAAUCUCUGUAUGUCAACCGACUUAUUCAUCAUUAUCGGUAAAUAAUAAUACUGAUGAUAAUGAUAAUAGUAAUAAUAAUAAUAAUAAUCAUAUUGAUGACAAUCAAAUUGAUGAUUUAUCUGACCAUAGUUCUUCGGAUCAAUUAUCACGUAAAAGUUCGUCAACUUCGUCAACGCCUAUCGAUGAACAUCAACCACCUUCACCACCACCAACACCAUCACAACAGCAACAACAACAAUCAUCUCCUCCUCCUAAGUCGAUGGAAACUGAUGAACAAGACCAAAUUCAAAAAAAUUUGGCUAAUGGUGAUUGUCAUUCAGAUGAUGAAAAUAUCUCGAACCAUUUGAAUUGGUCCAAUAAUCAUCAAUCUCAUUUAAUGAAGAAUCAUCAUUGGGAUAAUAAAAUGGAUAACGAAACGGACUGGUCAAAUUUCUCCAUAGAUUCUAACUUAUCCAAUGGUAAUAACAAUCAUAUUGACGUGUACAAUCAACAACAACAUGCGAAUCAGUCAAUUCAAACAAAACUAAAUCAUCCCAAUAAAUGUACACAAUCAUUAUUAUUAAAUGGAGAUUGUCAUCUGUCGUCAAAUGAAACAACAUCAUCAUCAUCAUCAUUGAACAUGUUGAAUGGUUGUUGUAAUUCUAUUGCUGCGACCAAUUCCAAUCAUCCAGUGACGAAUAAUACUGAUCAUAAUAAAUCUGUCCAAAAUACUAAUAAUUCAUUGGUUGACAAAACUACUACAACAACGACCAUUGGCUAUUUUGGUGAUUAUAAUCCAUUGGAUUUGUUAAAUCAUAAUAAACAUGUGAUUGUUAACAACAGUAAUAAUAGUAAAUGUAUUAAAUAA
Molecule: messenger RNA, 2847 nt
Organism: Schistosoma turkestanicum
Lineage: Eukaryota; Metazoa; Platyhelminthes; Trematoda; Strigeidida; Schistosomatidae
Source: the annotation of a GenBank genome assembly